Molecule: messenger RNA, 615 nt
Organism: Parnassius apollo (apollo)
Lineage: Eukaryota; Metazoa; Arthropoda; Insecta; Lepidoptera; Papilionidae
Source: the annotation of a GenBank genome assembly
AUGCCAAACUUGAAUCAAAAGCAAAUAGAAGAGUAUUUAGCUCUAAUAAAUGAUGGAGAGAGGUCGGAAGAUGAUCUUGAGGAGUCGGAUACAGAAGGUCAUGAGAAUUUUUGUGAAAAUCGAGACGAUUUGCUUCACGAUCUUGAGAGUCCAUUAGAAGAGGAAAAUGAUGACCCCGAUAAUGAUCCAUUCAUGGCAGGAGACCCGCCAUUGAUAAAUGAAGCUACAGCAAAUGAUCAAGUGCCACAGGUUCCAUUCCCCUCAACAAGUCAAGCUAGUCGCCGAGCAACUAUGAGAGGACUCGUAUGGAAGGUAAAAAAAUUUGUUUUGAAUUCUGACCAGACAGCUUUUCAUGGAGACACUACAUACCCACCAGAACUGAAGGAUGAGGCUACUACUGAGCAAGCGAAAGAUCGAAAUGAGCUUAUCAAUUUAAGAGACAUGUAUUGUGGUCUCAUGUAUCCAAGCACAAAACUAUUCAACUUACUGGAUAUAAUAGAAGAAACAGUUUUAUAUGUUGUCGGCAAAAUGUUAAAUAGAGGAAGGAAAUUAGUGGCAGCGUGUAUAAAGAACCAUUCGCCACCAGAAGACUUAAUCACCCCUGCUGACUUAUAA